Molecule: messenger RNA, 3022 nt
Organism: Lotus japonicus
Lineage: Eukaryota; Viridiplantae; Streptophyta; Magnoliopsida; Fabales; Fabaceae
Product: calmodulin binding protein PICBP-like
Exons: 2
Coding region: 232-2568 (778 amino acids)
Molecular function (GO): calmodulin binding
Source: RefSeq, a predicted model, not a curated record
GAAAAACCCACGUCAAAACCAAAGCAAAGCAAACCAAGGGGAGAGGAAUCUCUCUGGUGGUUUGGGUUGCAAGCCUUCCACCUUACCUUUCCUUUGUGAAUUUCCUCAUACAAAAACAAAAACCACAACAAGUUUUACUUUUCUUCCUGUGCUUGAACUCCACAAAGAUAAGGAAGGAAAACCCAAAUUUCUGAUUCCUUAUUGAAGAGCUUAUGGUUUUUUCCUUGAGAAAUGGUUCAAAGAAAGGUAACAAGCAAGCUUGGUAUCCAAGCUGAACAUGUUAAAUCAGAUAAGCUCUUGGGAAACCUGAAGCUAUAUUCUUCUCAUCAACACCAAGAAGGCAAAGCUAGAGGAGCUGAUAUGAAGAAGAAAAUGAAGAAAUCAAGGCCUAACUCUAUCAAGCUUUCUGAUCUUGAGGCUCUUCAAACAUCAACAUCACCACCUUCAAGGAGAAGCUUAUCCCAACCAGGAAAGCCACCGACACCUCUUCAUGUUCCAAAAAUUGCAGCAUCAGCAUCAACAUCACCACAGAAGCUGCAGCCUUUGGUGAGAACAACAGAUGCUUCAGGUUCACCUAACUACAUGAAGCCCACAAGCAGUUCACAUGCAAAAAAGGAGCUUUUCCUGGUGAGCCAUAGAAAAACUCAAACUGGUUCUGAUUUUAAGAAUCUGAAAAGAAAAUUGUGUAGUGAUUCAAAAGAUACUUGUGUCUCUAGUAAAAAGACUGCAAAAACAUUGACAAGAUCAUCUAGUUUGAAAUUGGUGAGAACAUUGACAAAGACUACUAGUUUCAAGGCUUAUAGAUCUUGUCCUAGGAAAUCCACCAGAGCUGCUAUGUGUGCAGACAUGAGUGCAGAUGCAGCCCAUAGAGCUACCUGUUCUUCAACUUUGAAAGACUCAAAGUUCCCUGCAUACCUCAUGCUUAGUCCUGGGGGAACAGAGUCAGAGGGAACUUCAGCCAUGAAAGUUUGCCCAUAUACAUAUUGCUCUCUUAAUGGUCAUCAUCUUGCUGAUUUGCCUCCAUUGAAAAGCUUCAUGUCAGCAAGGAGGCACGUUUUGAAGACCCAGAAGCGCAUGAAGCUUGAAGCUCUAAGCCCUCGGAGAUUGAAGGUUUCAAGUGAAAAAGGGAAGAAGGAGGAGUCUGAUAUUGAGCAGAAUGUCUUUGAUGCAAAACCUGCAGCUGAUGAAAUUGGCAUGGAUGUCUUUAUUGAAAUCUAUGCUAAAGAAAAGGAUGAAAAUUCAAGAGGAGAAGAAGAAAUGGGGAGAAUAGACUACCUUAAGGAGAUUGAGGAUCAAGAAGAUGUCAAUUCCACAAUUCAAGAUAUGAAUAUCAUGCAAUUUACUACAACUCCAAGCUUAACUGAAACUCCUUCUCCUCCUGAGUUUAAGAUUGAUCUGGAGGAGGAUAUGAAAACAAUCUUUGAUGAUGCUGCAGUUGAAGUAGAUGUAAAAGGGGGCUUUCCCCAAGAGAAAAAUUUAGAAGAAGCAGAUGAAGAUCAUGAAGAAAUAAGCAUGGGAAGUUACUGCAGUGAUGAGGAACACAUGGGGGGUUUUGAUAUGGGUGAUUCUGAUUCCAAAUCCGACAGUAUGGAAUGGGACAAGCAAAUAUUUUGUGGAUUUGAUCAUGAAGAGGAUGCUGAUUCUGACUCUUCUGUAUCCACAGAGGAGGAUCUUGACUCAGAAGAUGAGUCCUCAUCAGAGAGUUCUCAUGAUAUGUCAGUGACAUGGUUAGAUGAUAUCCUUAGCAACUAUUAUGAGGUCAUUCUGUUUGAUGAAACACUCAAACAAGCCAAAUCAGAAGAAAGCUCCUAUUAUGAAUCACAACCUCAUCAUGGUGCUGAUUCUACCCUUGAGGACACAGAUGGAAGCACUGAGGCUCAAGAAACUUGUUCCCCCUCCAGUGACAUGGGUUAUGACCAAUCUCCUUUAACAGAGGAAAUACUCAAGUACCUAAAAAAUGCUGAAGAAAAUGCUGGGCAAUGCAACAACAAACAUGUGGAAGGCGAGGCGGAAAUCGAUCAUAGCCAAGCUCAAAAGGUGAAUGAAACUUGUGAAAUCAAUGAGACCAGCAAAGAGAACAACAAUGAUGACUACAGCAGCAAUAGUGAGGAGAACCAACUUGAUGUACCUGAAGAAAGCAUCAUAGUUGUUCAAGAUCAAAACAAAGCUAACAAGUUCAAAAGGAAAACUUGCAUAAAUGCUGAAGAUCAAAACACAAGUGAUAAUGGGAGAGCUUUAAUUAGGAGGAAGAAGCACAUUGAUGAUGAUGAUGAUGAAAUGAGAAAGUUCAAUCCUAGAGAUCCCAAUUUCUUACCCUUGGUUCCUGAACCAGGAGCAGAGAAGGUUGAUCUGAGGCAUCAAAUGAUGGAUGAGAGGAAGAAUGCAGAGGAAUGGAUGCUUGAUUGUGCGCUGAGACAGGUUGUGGAUAAACUUGCUCCUGCUAGGAAGAAGAAGGUGGCACUGCUUGUUGAAGCUUUUGAAGCAGUGAUGCCAAAUCCCAAAUGUGAUACCCGUUUGAGGAACAGUUCAGGGUUUGCUCAUGGUGGACGCAUUCAAGCUUGUAGCUGAUGAUGGAUGCUGCUGCUGAGGCCUAUUGAGUGCUAGUCAUGUAUCCCACCUUUGAAGAUUACAAGAAAAUUGUGCUUGAAGGUCAACCAAGUCGAAGUGUUACCCACAAACACAGGAAGCAUAACCAAUCUCCAGGAAUGAUCUACUUGCUAAAUAAUCGCAACAAGUAAUUUGUGGUGCAUCUCAUAUCUGAAACAUGGAAACUAUUGUGCUUGAACAAUCAAAGGAGUUGUAUCAGUUAAAUGAAAAUUGAAGCUCAACAAGGGUUAUACAUGGUUCCUACUUAGCUCUAUGAUUUAGCAAUUCAAAAUUGCUUAGAGUGUAUUUUAAUUAUGUGUUUACUUUGUGGUUUGUACUUGAUAUUUCAAUACUUCGUGUUCUUAAGAUUAUGGAUUCCUCCUGUUAACUUGUUAUACUUCUUUGUGCUUUGUAUAAUACAGAAGGAAAUUUACAA